AUGAGGACACUGUUGGCGCCCAGCGGGGCAUGGCGUCUGAGCAAGGCGGGCAUCGGCUGGCGGCCAGUGCUGGGUCCUGGGCUGGGGCCGAGAGCCAGGGCAGGCAGGGCCACUUUCUGCAGCUCGCUGGCCGCGACGACGGCGCAGGCGCCAGCGAGGCCCGUGGGGAGUGGCGGCGCAGCCCGGUGGGUGGAGACCGUUGCCCGGGCCCUGGCCCGCACUCAACCGGAGCGAUGCUUUCUUUCCGCGCUCGGGGAGCUGGUGCAGUGGCUGGGCUUCGCUCCCCUCGAGGUCUUCGUGCACCUGAUGGCCCUGUCGGUGUUCUCCGUGCUGCUGGCCCUGUGUGUGGACGGCCUGGCUUCUGGCCUCUCCUGGUGGAACGUGUUCAUGUCCUUCUUUGCCGCUGACCGGCUCAGCACCAACUUCACCACUGUUGUCUCCGUGCGCCUCUUCCAGGACGGAGAGAAGCGGCUGGCCGCGUUCCGCCUUUUCUGGAUACUCACGGUUCUUAGCCUGAAGUUCGUCUUCGAGAUGUUGUUGUGCCAGAAGCUGGUGGAGCAGACUCGGGAGCUCUGGUUCGGCCUGAUCACGUCUCCGGUCUUCAUUCUCCUGCAGCUGCUCAUGGUCCCUGCCUGCCGGUCAACUAGGCUCGCAGAAGAAAAGCUAGAAUGCGGGACCCCACGCUGA
Molecule: messenger RNA, 687 nt
Organism: Lipotes vexillifer (Yangtze River dolphin)
Lineage: Eukaryota; Metazoa; Chordata; Mammalia; Artiodactyla; Lipotidae
Product: transmembrane protein 203-like
Exons: 2
Coding region: 1-687 (228 amino acids)
Biological process (GO): intracellular calcium ion homeostasis
Cellular component (GO): endoplasmic reticulum
Source: RefSeq, a predicted model, not a curated record